Messenger RNA from Arabidopsis thaliana (thale cress), 1841 nucleotides. Its product is annotated as FAD-dependent oxidoreductase family protein. NCBI's taxonomy places the organism in Eukaryota, Viridiplantae, Streptophyta, Magnoliopsida, Brassicales, Brassicaceae. The transcript is spliced from 9 exons. Bases 188 to 1567 code for a protein of 459 amino acids. The record is from RefSeq and is marked reviewed.
ACUUGGAUUCAUGUUCCUACUUGGAUGAUUAACUCCAUAUUACAAGAAGAUGAUUAGUAGGUGGAAAUGUGAAGAAGCACUGAGAUAGUAAUUGGCACAUAAUAAAACUGAAGUGUAAUACUUUGCUAAUUCUUACGUUGACUUUUGAAAGUUCAAACCUUUACGAUACCAAAAACCUUCUUCUCCAAUGGUUUCCAUUUUCCUUCAAUCACCCACCUUUUUAACACCACUGAGCUACCCAUUUUCAUCUCGGAGCUCCACCAAGAGAACCCAACAUGGAGCUUCUCUGUCACUACGUGUCACAGCUUCUCGUAGCUCCUUCGAUGUUGUUGUUGUAGGUGGUGGGAUCAUUGGGUUAACCAUAGCCCGCCAAUUCCUUACCGGGUCGGAUCUAUCUGUUGCUGUUGUCGAUAAAGCCGUACCUUGCUCCGGCGCCACCGGUGCCGGGCAGGGAUAUAUAUGGAUGACACACAAGAAACCAGGCAGUGAUGUGUGGGACUUGACCUUGAGGAGCCAUGAACUCUGGCACAAGCUUGCAGAGAGCUUGACUGAUGAUGGUCUUGAUCCUGAAGAGUUGCUUGGCUGGAAAAAGACAGGAAGCUUGCUCAUUGGUAGGACCACUGAGGAAUGUGUUGCUCUGAAGCAAAAGGUUCAUGAGCUAUCUGAAGCUGGGUUAAGAACUGAAUAUUUGUCUAGUGCUGAGUUGUUGUUAAAGGAGCCUGCGAUACUUGUAAAUGAUAAUACUGGUGCUGCAUUUCUUCCUGAUGAUUCACAGUUGGACGCCCAUCGUGCGGUUGCUUAUAUCGAGAAGGGUAAUAGAGCGUUUGCAACAGCAGGCAGAUAUGCCGAGUUCUAUAAUGAACCAGUUACAGGUUUAAUAAGGUCUGAUGGGGAUAGCAAGGUGGUUGCUGGCGUUAAGACUUUGAAACGCAACUUGUAUGGUAAGAAGGCUACUAUAGUAGCUGCUGGUUGCUGGAGUGGAUCUCUGAUGCAUGAAUUGCUUAAAGACUGCAACAUUCCGCUGGACGUUCCGGUGAAGCCAAGAAAGGGGCAUCUGCUUGUGGUAGAGAACUUUGAUUCAUUCCACUUAAAUCAUGGGAUAAUGGAGGCUGGUUACUCGAAUCAUCAAAGUGCUUCAGUUUCAGGAUUGGAUGUCGAUGAACGGAUGCUAUCUAUUUCCAUGACAGCCACAAUGGACACAUCAGGAAACCUUGUUCUUGGGAGCAGCCGUGAGUUUGUCGGGUUCGACACUGAAGCUGAUGAGUUUAUCAUCCGUUGCAUAUGGGAGCGUGCUGCAGAAUUCUUUCCUAAGUUACGUGAUAUUUCCCUCGAAGAUUUCAUCCGUAACAGGAAAGUGAGAGUCGGGUUGCGCCCUUACAUGCCUGACGGGAAGCCAGUGAUAGGAUCCGUGCCCGGAUUACAAAACAUGUACUUAGCAGCUGGGCAUGAAGGAGGUGGACUUUCCAUGGCUCUAGCAACAGCGGAAAUGGUAACGGACAUGGUACUAGGAAAACCAUCACAAGUGGAUACUUCAACGUUUGGGGUUAAAGGGCGUCGUUGUUGCUGAUGAAAUAGAAGCAGUUUGGUUUAGUUAAGAGAGUGAAUCCUCUUAAGCAUUGUGGUUGCUAUAAACGGGGUCUUAAAGGAAAUGUCUAUGAGCUACAUAAAUCUAGUGUUGGUUUAGUCCGGUUUUAGUAUACUAAGACCAAUUCUAAUUCUACGUCUUUAAACCAGACUUUUUCUCUAGCUUUCGACAUGCAUGAUCUAUUUUUAAUACGGUUGAUUACAAAUAUGUUCCAUUCAAAAUAUUCUCAAACAAUAAUUUAACCAUUUAUACGCAU